Heterobasidion irregulare TC 32-1 is the source of this 739-nucleotide messenger RNA. RefSeq lists its product as uncharacterized. Bases 107 to 484 code for a protein of 125 amino acids. The record is from RefSeq and is a predicted model, not a curated record. The transcript has a single exon. Lineage: Eukaryota; Fungi; Basidiomycota; Agaricomycetes; Russulales; Bondarzewiaceae.
UUCAGAUAUAGCGUCUCGUACUCAACAUGAACGCGAUAGUUCACCAACUUCGAUAUUACUUACCCCCUCAACGAUCAUCGCGAAUGAGGGCAACCCACCUGUCACUAUGGACGAAUUAUCCGUCAUUCAAUUCAAACCCCUAGAGGUCUCUGAGCCAGCGCAGUCGCCGGGACCUGAGCCUGUGCUUGAGCCUGAGCCUGAGUCGCAGGAUCAAUCUCACCCCCCUGUAGUCCGCCUGCCACCUUUAAGUCAUUCACCGCCUCCAGUUCACUCACCGGAUCACCUGCCAUCGCAUCUCCCAGCAGCUGAAAGUGAUGUUAUGAUGGCUGACGAAGACGAAAGUAGGCAAGUUCUAUCACUUGUGCCGAUGGAUAACUCAACCCAAACGAGUAUCACGGAGCCAAUGGAGGCGGAGCAACUAGACGAUUCACUCGACAUGGACGCCGAGGGUGAAAUCGACGAUGAGGUCGCUAUCCCGUUAUGAGAAUGAUCUAUAUUUGUGAUCAUAUGUACAUUCUCACCUGAAUAUAGGGCUGGGAGAUGGUAGUUCGAGGUAAAGAUCUAUCGGCGUUGGAUUUUCGACAAUACUAUUUACGAUCUUGGUAGAUUUAGGUCUUGUUUUAUGCUCUUUUGAUUCUCAUCUUAAAUAUACAAUAGCUCUCGAUCACACGAUAUCUAUAUAUCUAUGAUAUACUAUAGUUGCUGUAACAUCUAGUCAUUUUCCUGGAUUAUUCGCUCA